This is a messenger RNA of Limulus polyphemus (Atlantic horseshoe crab), 6989 nucleotides long. Its product is annotated as C-Jun-amino-terminal kinase-interacting protein 4-like. Gene Ontology annotation, molecular function: JUN kinase binding; kinesin binding; MAP kinase scaffold activity. Gene Ontology annotation, cellular component: cytoplasm. Lineage: Eukaryota; Metazoa; Arthropoda; Merostomata; Xiphosura; Limulidae. The transcript has 30 exons. The record is from RefSeq and is a predicted model, not a curated record. Bases 662 to 4663 code for a protein of 1333 amino acids. Gene Ontology annotation, biological process: vesicle-mediated transport.
CGAAAGAUUUAUAAUAUAUCAUUAUUUGAUUGUUGACUUAUAAAUUAUUUAAUUCUUGUAAUAUUUUGAAAUUUCACGCAUAAUGUUUAUGUUGAUAAUAUUUCCAUGAUUUUAUGGAAAUCAUGAUUAGCUGUGGACUGUUUUAAAUGAUUUAAAGUUGUAUACAGCGAAUUUAUUACCAAAGCAAUACUUCAAUCUGUUUUGGUCCCAGAGUAGUACGACUACUAGUACUGGUACUAGUUCACCUUCAAAGUUGAAUUUCAUGCAUUAUUUCUUAUGUUGUAUAAGUUCAUUUAAAAUUGCAUGUAUGAUGUUGCUACACGUAGAAUACAGAAUAGGCAACUUAAGUGAAAUGCUACAAAUUAUAAUGCUAGCCAAAACUGAUUUAGGCUUAUUAAGUUAGACAAGUGUUUUUUAUACAUAUAAUUUAUAAGUUAUAAUGCAUUGGAGAAGCAGUUGGUUGUGAUAUUGUAUUGUAUCACCAAUAUUAAUGUUAUUGUAUCAGUGAUAAAUUGAUAGUCAUUUUUUUUCUAUGAACGUGAAACCAGUUUUUAGUUACAUUUGAUAGUGUGGAUCGUUAUGAACAUUUGAAAAACUCAUUAGGUUUAAUGAAGGAGGAAUAAAUUGAAUUCUUGAUUUGAAGUCAUUACAAAAGUAAAUAAUGGAUUCAAGUCCAACCUCAUCAAACUCCUCUAGGCUUUCACCAAUGCAAGAAACUGUUUAUGGGACUAAUAAUGAUGAUAAUCAUGUUGUUGUAUCUGAAAAGGUGCAAAACCUAGCUGGAAGUAUAUAUCAAGAAUUUCAGAAAAUGAUUGCAAAGUAUGAUGAAGAUGUAGUGAAAGAAUUAAUGCCACUUACAGUAAAUGUAUUGGAAAGUUUAGAUUUAGCAUACAUGGAAAUUCAAGAACAUGAAGUCGAAUUAGAACUUUUGCGUGAAGAUAAUGAACAGUUAAUUACACAAUAUGAAAGAGAGAAGCAGCUUAGAAAAAGUUCAGAAAAGAAGCUUCUUGAAUGUGAAUGUUCAUUAGAUGAUGAUCGUCGAGAACAAAUGGAGAAGAUAGAAAGCUUAGAAUCUAUUGUUAGAAUGUUAGAAUUGAAGUCAAAAAAUGUGUCAGAUCAUGCUGUUAGAUUAGAAGAUAAAGAAAAUGAAAUGAAGAAAGAAUACUCAAAAUUACACGAGAGAUAUACAGAGCUUUUUAAAACUCACAUGGACUACUUGGAAAGGACGAAAAUUCUUUUGGGAAGUGAUAGAUUGGAAAAUUUGUCAAACAAACAAAGACUUGGUUUUCAUCUGUCCCAUGUGAAAUCUGGAUCAUCUUUUUUCAAUAUGAACUUGGAAAAUGAUUCCAUAAAAACAAUUCACAGUCCUUUAGGUUUUUCAAAUGUAAUUUCCCCCAACAGAAGUUUAAAUUCACAUAAUAAUCUUACAAGUGAACUACAGUCUACCUUAACAACUUACUGUGCGGCAGGAAUUCAAGAAAAUAGUUCACUAUCCACAAGUAAAGAAAUGUUGGACAAAAGUCAACUGACUGAGAAAAUCCAGCAAAAUGAUAGAGGCACAGCUACAAAAGGUGGUUGGAUUGAUGGGUUUGAUGAUGAUUUAUCAUAUACCAUCAAUACCACUCCAGGAUUGGAGGACAUUGAAGAUGUUUCUGAAGAUGUGAAUAUAGGAAAAGAACAAAUACUGAUAAAAAGGGAACAAAGAAGACCUAACACGUUGUAUCAGGAACUUCGGUUCCAUGACACAGAUGCCCUAGAAGAAGUAGAUGAUGGAGGUGAUAUUUCAGGUGGAUAUGUUCAUCCAGGGGAAUUUGCAUCUGCUGACAGUGACAGUGAAACAGAGAAUGAACAGUCAAGGAAGGGUGAGAAAUUUACUGACAACUUUUUUGGUAUGGGAAAGGAAGUGGAAAACCUGAUCAUGGAAAACAAUGAAUUAUUAGCUACAAAAAAUGCUUUGAACAUUGUGAAGGACGAUCUCAUCGCAAAAGUUGAUGAAUUGACUGGAGAACAAGAAAUUUUAAAAGAGGAGGUGAAAUCCCUUGAUUCUGUAAAAGAAAGACUCAUGCAGAGGGUGACGGAAUUAGAAGAAGAGUUAAAGAAAACCAAGGAAGACGUUGAGAAGAACAAAUCUGAUGAUGAGGAGGAUGUGCCUAUGGCACAAAGGAAGCGUUUCACCCGAGUCGAGAUGGCUAGAGUAUUGAUGGAACGCAACCAAUACAAGGAGAGACUGAUGGAACUACAAGAGGCUGUUAGAUGGACGGGAAUGAUCAGAGCAUCCAAGAGUGAACCAGCUGAGAGCAACAGAAAGAACAAAUCUUCUAUUUGGAAGUUCAAGAGUCAGGAAACUCAGAAGUAUUCUUACUACAACUUAUUUCCUUCUUCUUCUUGUCAAGACAUUUCUGUCAUAUUUGGUAAUUUAUUCAAUGCAUCAGAGAAGCCUCAGAGAAAACACAGCCCUUACGUAAAUGUUCACUAUAAUGCCCCCACUUCUCAUGUGACUCCGGCACUUGAUGCUAUGAGGAAAAAGCGAUUGGGUGACCGUCACAAGGGUCUAGAUUUCCUGGAUAGUGAUCUAAGAUCUGAGAAGCUACAACAGCAGCGAGCCAAAGAAAGAAGAGAACAGUACAAGCAAGUAAGAGCACAUGUCCAAAAAGACGAUGGUAGGAUGCAAGCAUAUGGAUGGAGCUUACCUUCCAAAACUAUUGUUCCUGGGUCUAAAAAUCAAGCAGGCAGUAGUAGUAGUAGUGAUACUUCCAAGUCCAAUUCUUCCAAUGUCCCAGUCCCUGUGCCAAUUUAUUGCCGUCCUCUCCUGGAGAAAGAGCCUGGAAUGAAGAUUUGGUGUGCAUCAGGGGUUAAUAUUACAGGUGGCAGAGCAGCAGAAGGAGGUACUGUCAUUGGGGCCAACAUAUGUCAUUCUUCUCCAGGUGAAAAGUCAGCUGUUUCAAGUGCAGAGACUGUUUCUGUAAUAGACAAACUUGAUAAUGAAUUAAAGGAAUAUGAAAAAGAGUAUCACAAAAGUGAAGAGAAUCUUUCUUCUCUGGUAUGGAUUUGUACAUCAACCCACUCCAGUAGUAAAGUAACUGUGAUUGAUGCUAAUAACCCAGCUGACAUCCUAGAGUCUUUCCAUGUUUGUUCCUCUCAUCUCCUGUGUAUAACCAGCGUGCCUGGAGCCAAGGAAACUGACUAUCAGAUGGAUGAAAAGUUGAACAAUCUACCUCAGAACAAAAAGGUUGUGAAAGUAAAGGGAAAGGUUUCUUGUAUAGCUCGCAAUGACAAAAAAGGAGAAAUCAAUAGUAGCUCUAGUAAAAUUGGUAACAUCACAUUUAUUAGUUGUGAAACAGGAACAGCCUCCAACAAAAGUCAACCUACAGAGUCAUCUCCACAAGCAGAUAAAGAGGAGGACAAAGAAAAUUCCUCAGCAGUCCCUCCUCAGAUGGAUGUUACCAGAGAAGAUGUCACUCUGCAAGUAGAUGGUAAAAAAGAAUUUGGUCAACCAAAACAAAGUUCACAAUCAGAUCUUGCCAAACAUAGUAUGCCAGCAUUACCCCAACAGAACCAGAAUGCUAAUGAUCAAACUGAGAAAAUGUCAAGUGUGUUGCCAACAAUGUGGUUAGGAGCACAGAAUGGCAGCAUUUUUGUUCAUUCUGCUGUGACUCAGUGGAAAAGGUGUAUUCAUUCUGUACAUCUAAAAGAUUCUGUGUUGAGUAUUGUUCAUAUCAAAGGUAGAGUUUUUGCUGCUUUGGCAGAUGGAACGGUUGCUGUUUUUCAUAGAGCCCAAGAUAGACAGUGGGACUUGUCCAACUAUCACGUGUUAGACCUAGGUCAGCCUCAUCAUUCAGUUCGAUGUAUGGCAGUAGUGUUCAGCAAAGUCUGGUGUGGCUAUCGUAACAGGAUACAUGUUGUGAAUUCAAAAUCUUUGAAAGUUAUUAAAUCAUUUGAUGCACAUCCAAGAAAGGAAAGCCAGGUGCGACAGAUGGCACGUGUUGGUGAAGGGGUGUGGGUGUCAAUCAGACUAGACAGCACUUUACGGCUGUACCAUGCUCACACCUACCAGCAUCUGCAGGAUGUCGAUGUAGAGCCUUAUGUUAGCAAGAUGUUGGGUACUGGCAAGCUAGGAUUUUCUUUUAUUCGUAUCACAGCCCUUUUAGUUUCUUGUAAUCGCCUCUGGAUGGGAACAGGCAAUGGAGUCACAAUAUCUGUACCUCUUUCUGAAGCAUACAAGCAGCCAGAAGUAGCUGAGACUGGAGGGAAAGCACCAGGUGGGAUGAUGGGAGUCUCCAGUGAUAGCAAUGAAAAUGUCACCUCGGAUAGCUUUAUCCCAUACUGUUCUAUGGCUCAAGCUCAGCUGUCUUUCCAUGGUCAUCGAGAUUCUGUUAAAUUUUUUGUAGCAGUACCAGGUCAAGGUGGAAUGAGUACAGCUACCACACUUGGUAAUGCUGGAGACAGUAGAAAAAACUCUGAAGGAGAUUCUGAAAGUUUAAAGUCUAAAUAUGUGCUAGUCAUCUCAGGAGGAGAAGGUUACAUUGACUUCCGCAUUGGUGAUGGAGCUGAUGAUGACAGGAAUUGUGCAGUGCUUAACUCUUCAGGGGAAAAGAAAAUUCAUCAUGGCCUAUCAAAAGGGGACAGAAGUCAUCUAAUUGUUUGGCAAGUAGCCCAUGGCUGAUAAGUGGAAACUUCACUCUACAAUCAUCAUGCUUAAGUUAAAUUUAUCAUUGUUAUUUACUCUCAACUGUAUCUUUCUUCCUGAUAUUUAUUCCUCAGAUAAAGUGAAUAUAAUGUUGCAUAUAAAUUGUGCUUACGGAUGUUUCUUUCAGAUAUUAUGAAAUUUAUAAAACAUUUAUAUAUAGAUUUAAAUUAUCAUUAAUAUUUAGUAAGAUGAACAUAAAUGUCAAAAUAUCUAGAAUUAAUGUAAAUGCAUUAACUAAGACCAUGGAAAUGUUCCUACUGGUUUUAAGUUGUUCCUUUGACUGUGUUUUAAAUAUAUUUGUAAGUUUUUUCCAAUUGGUGUAAAUGGUUCAUUUGCUUAUGUUUUGCUAAGAUAUUUGUUUAAUGCUGUGUUUAUGUGUAUGUCAGUAUAUGUAGGCCCCUAGUGGGUCAAAAGUAAGUUUACAGACUUACAAUGCCAAAAUCUGGGAAUUCAAUGGUGGACAUACAUGUUUUUAUAUGCCUACAGUUUAGUUUCAACAUCAAUGGGAAUUUUUAUUUAAUAUAUAUAUAUAUAUAUAUAUUUGAAAAUGUAAUUAAUACACGUAGUUUUUAUAGCUAGUUUAUUUUGCCGGUUUUGGUUUGCUACAUUUUAUUUUUUACUUGAACCAGCAUUGAUGUUGACCAUCUUACAUCUUUUGACAUUUCCGUAGGUGUUGUGAAUUUUGCUUAUGUACCAGUUUUUGUACUUUAUUUCUGAACAUCAAAAGUUACCUAGAAUUCUCUAAAGAUAAAGACAUCUGUAUUGAGCGAAGAUGAAUCAUGGAAAAAAUAGAGAAAACAAUGUAAGGAAACUACAAAGUCUAGAACUUGUCAAACUUCUGUAUUCAUGUUACUUUAAGGUAGUUUUCUCCCUCUUCAAUCUAUUACAUAUAAAGAUUGUAGAAAAGUUAGUUAUGUAUAAAUUGAAUUAAAUGUAUAGUUCAAGUGAUGAGCCAACAUAUGUUUAAAUUCUUUCUUAUACGUAUUUACCUUGGCAUUUUUGCUAAAUGUUGGAAGAGGUCCAUGAAAUUAUGUACAGAGAAAGAGAAUUUCAUAGUACUGUCUUUUUGUCAGUAAAUAAAUUAUUAAUUAGCAAAUAUAAAAGUAUUGUUUUUAAUAAUUUCACUUAUAAGUGACACAGCAAGAAAAAAAUAUUCACCAAAUAAAAAAAGCUAACUCAUCUACAGUUUUUAAAAAAAGGUGGUUGUUUUUGCCUCAAAUAUCACCCAAAUAGCCAAAAAUAUCACCCAAAUAUUUGGCUUUCAGUCAUUUUUAUUUUUAUUACACCAGUUUGUAGACAAGAAAUUAAAAAUGUAAUAAAUUUAGUUUCACAUCCAGAAUAAUAUUUUCUAUAAAUUGGUGAAAAUAUUGCAAAGAACAUGUUUUUUUAGUAUACGUUAAUACAGCCUCUUACUUUCUGAAAAAUAUCACAAACCAAUAACUUGCAGUGAAAUUAACGUAGAAUUCUGAAAGGGAACAUGCUCUAUAAUUAGCCAUUUUAUUAAUUAGUGUAAAAAAUGAUAAAAACAUAACAUUUAUAUAGGUUAAAGAUGAGGAUAAAAUAUGUGAUAUUGUAAAAACUUGUAAAUAUGGUGAGAGGACACACGAAAAGUUUUUAAAAGACAACUUAUUCCAUAAAACAAGGGCAUGAAUUUCUGUUAUUAUGAUAAACUUUGACCACUUAAUGAAGCUUAAAUUCACAUUAUAUGAACCUUAAAACAUGAUCGUUAAUAUUUUAUAUAGAAUAUAGCUAUUUAAAAGUUUCUGAUUGAGAACACAAUGGAGAUGUUUGUGUAAGUCUGAGUGUAAUCUGUCUGAUUACUAUAAAAAAUGUGUAUAAAGAAAGUUUAGUAAAAUAUCAAACCCUGUAUUCAAGUUUUAUAAAAAUCAUUGUGGAACAUAUUUUGCUUUAUUUCUUUUUGUCAUUAUAACAUAAUCAGGCAUUUGGUCCUUCAAGGAUGUUGUUGCACACCCACCCUUCGAAAAGUAAAAAAUUUAAACCUACCCUUAAAUUUCUGUAAAGUACUGGCCUCCACUACUUAUAAUGGCACCUUAUUCCAUAAGCCAUUCAUUUGUUAGAAGAAUAAAACUGUCCUAAUUAGAACCUAGUCUGUCUUUUCUAAAUCUUCAGCUUAUGUCCUUUAAUCCUGUUAUUUUCAAAAUAUAGUAUAAAGAAAUCAGAGAUAUUUAUUUUUCUGAUCCUCCAGAUAAUCUUCUGAACUUCUUCAGUUGGAUCAUCUCUUAUCCUUGUUUUCUCAAGAGAAGAAGCUUGGCAUGGCCAGGUGGUUAGAGUGCUUGACUUG